CGACAUACAUCGUACCGCCGGUAAAUAAACUUUGUGGCAAAUUUGGUCGCCACUGUAGUUUAUUUGAGAAUUUAAAUGAUAAAUUAAAAUCAAAUUUAACGCACUCUCCCUUCAAAAAGAUAAAAGCAAUUUUUCACUCCCAAAAAUUAAAUGGAGGUUCUCUCUUCAAAACCCUUGGUAGAACACACAAUUGAAGAACCUAAAUGAUGAUUUCCACCCAAAUCGUGAUUUUCACCCUUUUGCAUUGAAGAACCCAAAUAGAGGAGUGUUGUUUCUUUGCUCAAGUUUCUACAAUUUGGUUUUCGUAGUGUUUACUAGAAAACUUCAGAAAGACCCUCAAACUGGAGAAAAAGCAGCACCAGAUAGAGUGUGGGAGCUCCAACACAUGCAUAAAAAUGAUAAAGGAGAAAUUGUGUGGUCGGAUCCACAAUCACAAGAAGUUCAUGGCCGUAUUCAAGCUCUUGUAACUCAGCAACAAUCCGAAGAAAAUGAGAAUCCAAUGACUGGAGAUGAUAUUUUAGCGAAUGUACUUGGAGAGCGAACAGGCUACGUUUGCGGAAAAGGUCAUAGAAAGAGGCCUCCUAGAAAGAACCGCUUACAACCAGCAGAUGUUGAGGCUAGUGUGUCCUCUGCUAUGACAAAUAUACGUCAACAGAUACAAGUUGAGAUGCAAGCUAAGAUGGAUCAAAAAUUGCAAGAAAUUCGAGAGAAACUUCGUGACGAAAUGGACGGAAGAUUCCAAGAACAGAUGACAAUAGAAGUGUACAAAAGAAUUCAAGAACAAAUGGCCGUUAUAAUGUCCAAAAUGCAACAGGGACAAGGUUCUUAGCAGGAAGAAGAUUGUCAAUGAUGAGUUAGAAAUUAUUUUGUGAAGUUUUUGUGUAAUAGAAUGAUGAUGUAUUAUGAUGAGGUGUAUAUACAAUGAUCCUCAUCAAUUAUGGAGUGUUGUCUACUUUAUAUUAUGAAUUUUAUUAAUGAAAUGUUCUUAUAUGUCUUUUGAGAAA
Messenger RNA from Lycium ferocissimum, 1004 nucleotides. RefSeq lists its product as uncharacterized. The coding region runs from base 386 to 829 and encodes 147 amino acids. The record is from RefSeq and is a predicted model, not a curated record. The transcript has 4 exons. Lineage: Eukaryota; Viridiplantae; Streptophyta; Magnoliopsida; Solanales; Solanaceae.